GCCAUGAAAGGCUAACACAAGAGGCACUGGAGCAGAGAACUGGGACUAGGAAAGAAGUGACGACUGGAGCGCAAAAUGGCUUCGCAGGACUACGUGACAGACUCGGGUUCAGAGUAUACGGAAUAUUGGAUCGAUUGGUUUUUGGGAAACAAAGGGAAUGAAUACUUCUGUGACGUGGAUGUGGAAUAUAUCACGGACAGGUUCAACCUCACCGGGCUAAAUCAGUAUGUCGAUAGGGUAUCGUUGUCGGUGGAUAUUAUAACCGAUCGUCAGCAGAUAAACGAAGAGCAACCAGAAGAGGUGAAACGCACGUUGGAGGAAAAUGCAAAGUUUCUGUACGCCUUAAUUCACGCCAGGUUUAUCAUCACAUUGCGGGGAUUGAACAAGAUGCUAGAGAAAUAUCGGAACGGUGACUUUGGGUUCUGUCCCCGGGUGCAUUGCAAACUGACCCCUUUGUUGCCUAUAGGAUUGAGCGACACGCCUAGGGUAGAAAGUGUGAAACUUUACUGUCCAAACUGUGAAGAUAUCUACAACCCAAAAUCUACCAGACAUUCAUCCAUUGACGGGGCGUUUUUUGGAACUUCAUUCCCGGCAAUGUUCCUCCAAACAUAUCCUGAAUUAGUGCCAACACACAACACCGACAUCUUCACACCCAAAAUUUUUGGUUUUCAGAUCCAUGACACAGCCAAGCUAACAAGGUGGCGGAUACUACAGAAAGAAAAACUCAUCAAAGACUUAGAGGAGAAAGGAAUUGAUCAUGGAGAGGAGGUUCCGGGUGGGUUUGCCAAGCCGAUCCCGGAAUACGAGCGUGUCACAAAGAGCUCUAGCAAGCGUGCCCGGGAGUACAAGGCCAGGAGCUGAUUACUAGAGUUUUAAGCAGAAAUCUUUUCUGAACAGAUCGUUCACUUCGUAGUUGGAAUGUUUUGUGAGUCUUAUCUUCUCAUUUCAUAAUAUGUCUUCCUUAAGCUUUUUUUCUUUCUUUAUUUGUGUAUAUUUGUGACGGUCACCUUCUGUCGAGAGUGUAUGUUGUUCGGCUAAAUUUAAUAUUCAAUAUAUAAUAUAGAAUCAGGAAACUACCUAUCAAUA
Pichia membranifaciens NRRL Y-2026 is the source of this 1086-nucleotide messenger RNA. RefSeq lists its product as hypothetical. NCBI's taxonomy places the organism in Eukaryota, Fungi, Ascomycota, Pichiomycetes, Pichiales, Pichiaceae. Bases 76 to 861 code for a protein of 261 amino acids. The transcript has a single exon. The record is from RefSeq and is a predicted model, not a curated record. Gene Ontology annotation, molecular function: protein kinase regulator activity. Gene Ontology annotation, cellular component: protein kinase CK2 complex; cytoplasm.